ACAAUUUGUUUCUUUGCUCAAAAAUGAGUCAUGGAGUGAAGAAUCUAUAACUUUUUGUUGUCAACAAUAUUUUGCGAUUGGAUAGGGUAUAAAUGCUAUGGGAAGCGAUGCCGAUAGCCUCAAUGCGUCGGUCGCACACAUCGUGCUGUGCUGCGUGGCCGGGAAGGGAAUUAGCCGCAUGUCUGGUAAAAGCUUUACCCAUCCUGGGAUGCAUGCCAAUUUCUUCAUACACGGAGUGCUGGGAUUCUUCCACUACCAAAGUGGAAUACUCAACAACGAUUUUAAAGAAGCCUACAUGAUAAGCCUGCGUGCAUCCCGCUACCUCGCUCUGCCAUGUCUAAUGGCGGAUCUGCGGCGGGGCGACCACGUCAUCUCUGCCGUUCACCUGAUGUCAGGACUCAUACCCUUCGCCAUCUCCCUGACCGGCGAAGACAACGUCCCUCUAGGAAACCUGAUGAUCGCUUGCAAUAUUAUCGCGCUCUGCCACUAUUCUUUCACCACGAACCGUGAGUGGGGAUGGUACACCGCGGGUGCAGCUGUCAUUGCUUACUUCCUCUCCCCCCAGACCGAGCAGAAGAUGCUUUACCCCCUAACCUUGGCUAUGAUGGAAUAUUGCGCUUACAGAGUCUUCCACAUUCACUAUGACCCCCCGCCUGCACCGCCUCCAAGACGAUAAUUUAUUUUUUUAAUUUAUUAUUGAAAGACAUUGCUUUUUUUGUUUUAUUUGUUGUUUUAUUUA
This is a messenger RNA of Helicoverpa armigera (cotton bollworm), 739 nucleotides long. RefSeq lists its product as uncharacterized. The record is from RefSeq and is a predicted model, not a curated record. Lineage: Eukaryota; Metazoa; Arthropoda; Insecta; Lepidoptera; Noctuidae. The transcript is spliced from 2 exons. Bases 98 to 676 code for a protein of 192 amino acids.